This is a messenger RNA of Chiloscyllium plagiosum (whitespotted bambooshark), 3353 nucleotides long. NCBI's taxonomy places the organism in Eukaryota, Metazoa, Chordata, Chondrichthyes, Orectolobiformes, Hemiscylliidae. The record is from RefSeq and is a predicted model, not a curated record.
AGCUGUAUGUACGGUACUUGCUGUCUCUGGGGGAAGACAUACUCCAUUGGAUUUCUACGCUUCUGUAAACAGGCCACCCUGCAGUUCUGUGUGGUGAAACCGCUGAUGGCCAUUAUCACCGUCAUCCUCCAGGCUUUCGGGAAGUACAAGGACGGAGACUUCAACGUCGCCAGCGGCUACCUCUAUGUCACUAUUGUGUAUAAUAUCUCGGUCAGCCUCGCUCUCUACGCUCUCUUCCUGUUCUACUUUGCCACACGGGAACUCCUCAGUCCCUACAGCCCGGUGCUCAAGUUCUUCAUGGUGAAGUCGGUCAUCUUCCUGUCCUUCUGGCAAGGGAUGCUGCUGGCCAUUCUGGAGAAAUGUGGGGCCAUUCCCAAAAUCGACUCGGCAGAGAUCUACGUGGGUGAAGGCACCGUCGCUGCGGGAUAUCAGAACUUCAUCAUUUGCAUCGAGAUGUUCUUUGCGGCCAUUGCACUGCGCUACGCGUUCACAUACAAAGUUUACGCGGACAAGCGAAUUGACUCACAAGUCCUGGCAUAUGGGCCCUACGGUCGCUGCGCCCCCAUGAAGAGCAUCUCGAGCAGCCUGAAGGAGACCAUGAACCCCCACGACAUUGUCCAGGACGCCAUCCACAACUUCUCGCCGGCCUACCAGCAGUACACGCAGCAGUCGACCCUGGAGCACGGCACCCCCUGGCGCAACGGGCAUGCCGUCUCUCGGACCCACAGCAUCGCUAGCAUCCGCGACACAGAGAAGACCCUCCUGCUGAGCUCAGACGACGAGUUCUGAGCCCGUCCCGGGUGGGGGGAGGAGAGGGGGGAAGAAGGGGCGGACAGGUGGGAGGGUGGGUGGUAGCGAUGGGCGGGGUCUGGGGCCUGUGGAGAAAACAGAGUUGGCAACAGACCUUGAGAGGGCCGACAAAGCAGCCACAUUUUUAUUUUCUCUCCACGACACCCCCACUCCCCUCCCUGGUUUCCUCCCGCAAUCAGCGAACGUUUUAACACCGACGGUAAAACGCCGCCGGGAACCUCCUCUCUUCGAAAACGGCGGGAGCUCGGCCUUUUGCGUCUUUGUGUUUAAUUUUAGACUGUCGUUCUGCAGCCAGUGUCCCAGCCAGCUUCCGUCACCACAGCACCUCCCAAGUGAAGCAUAUCGAUCGGUGUCGGCCUACUGGAGUUUGGUUUAAAAACGUGUGAUUUAUUUUUAAGAAAGUAAUGUUUUGAGGCUUUAAUGUUGGGGAGUGGGUAAUCUGCAGCGGGGUAGCUUACAGUAAUUGGGACAAUUGCCCUUCUGAAGGCUGUGGUGUGCACAGACGUAGGUUGGGGAAGGUGUCUGUGUUGGGUAUCCUUGAGAGAUCAACAGGCCUGCCGAUAGUUCAGUGUCUGCCUGCUCCCCACUGGCAGCAAAUUCCAAACUGCACUGCUAUUUUUUCUCCCCCCAGGUAGGAGGGUGACCGUCAGUGGUCCCUCUCUGUAGUGUAUGAUGGCUGCUGUGCUUACCCAGCACACCUCUGGAGCCAUUGCCACUUGUUGGACUUCAACUGGGAUUUUUCAAUACAUCCCCCCGACCCCCCCACCCCAGGCAUCUGGGACUGGCACAGUGAGCCUGUCUCCUGGAUCCACAUGCAGCAUCACAUGGGAGGGCCGAAGGGCCUGUUCCUGGGCUGUAAAUUUUCUUUGUUCUGUGUUCCCUGCCACUGAGGUCCGAACUGCUUCGCCCCCUCCGUUUCCACCACCACGUAGCCCUUCAGCUACACUUCCGUAGCUCGUCUGGACCCACUCUGGUCUGGAUCGCAGUUCGACAGCUGUCCAUCCUCUAACAAUUGAUGGUUCUUCAGACAUUCCCAGGGGAGAGCAGCUGGAGUAGCCUGUCCUGCCAUGUUGCAACAUGGAGGUGUAGUCAGCUCUCCGGGUCUCUUGAUUAAUGUUUUCUCAUUUUAAAAGCGCACCUUUUAUUAAUUGAGCCUUUUUUACUUUGUUGGUUCAUACUGGAGUCUCACUUUGCGGUUUUGUUGCUCCUCUUGACCUGCCUGUCAUGGUUGGAUCAUGAGGGAUUGAACUGAGACUUUCAACUGAACUGACUCAUUGGGCGGCUGCCUGGGUUGGGUACACCAUCCACCGAGAACGCUACCUGGUAAGGAUUAAAUUCCAGAGUUCUCCCCCUGGAUCCCACUCAGUGGUUAGGUUAAGGUGACCCCCCUGAACCUGAUUUUCUAGUGAUUGUGUUUCUUUUUUCUUGACUGAUUUAUGACCUGUAGUGGAAUUGUUGUUGUAGGCUAGGCUGGAUGGGAUACAGAAAAGCAAAUUCUGUGUGUGUGACGUACCCAUCUCUGCCCCAUGCCACUUGAUGUCUUCAACACAAAAGUUAGGCACCAAUGUGGCAAUUAUGUUUUACAGCUAGGCCCAAAGCCUAACUCUGCUGGUUAAUGGCUGCUUUCUCUAGACUUGGCCUGUAUUCUGGCAUCAAACUAAUACCAAUACCUUCCCACCUAAAACAGCAUGGACUACAUAUGCACGUGUACAUAUGCACGUGUAUAUACACACACACACACACACACACACACACCCCAACCUCCCAAACUGGUGUUCACUUUCAGAGGGUUUUAUAUGAAGUAUUGAGUCCUUUCCAAUGUCAAUAUCAGUUCGUGAACCAUUGACAGGCAAGUUGGAGUGGGCAUGGCGCUAAAGGAAAGCCCACCAUUGAUGGCCCUUUGAUGUGUUCUGUUCGCUGCAGUGACCAGUCUCACUAAACGCAGUAUUGAGGGCGUUAGGUUGGGUUGGGAGGUUGUACCCAUCUGGCUGCCACUUGUGCCAGUCUGCUCCCAACAUGCAGAUAGCCCUGACUGAUGGUGAUAAAAACAAAAACUCAACACAGAAACCAAAUUCCAUUUCCGUUAUCUCAUUCUACUUCAGGGUGAAGCUGUUGCGCCUGUUCAGAGUGACUCUGUGUCUUUGUGCUGACAUUAGAAAUGAUUCCUUAGCAAAUGGUGGGAUUGGGGGAUCAUGUAUCAAUAUAUUCAGUGAAAGUUCAAGAAAAUGCUUCAAAGGAUUAUUAGCUAAGCCUGUUAAAGUGAUUGGAAGUUCCUAGUUUGCCUGCGUCCUUGCACUCUCCCAUGACCCAGUGAAUUCGAAUUGUUGUAUCCUUUUCCAUGAUCUAUCCAAGGGUAAUCUUUUCCAAGGGUACAAGUCGUCUCAAUAUUACACAUUCGCUGUCUGAGUUUCUGUUUUUGCGCACGGCUUUCCCACUGCUCUCGCAGCAUCAAUACCUUCCUGCGUUUCAAACCCUUUUUCAUCAGAAGUGAAUAAGUUGUUCCAUUUUCUUUGCUCACAGAACAGCACUUCCCCUCUGCCAGC